AUGUCAAGAGGGAAAACGGUAAAUCCACGUGUUGCACCACCUCGCAACCUACAAGUAACAGGUGAUUGUACCAGCAAGAGCGUUACAUUUGUAUGGACACCUGUACCAACAGCAACUGGUUACAAAAUCGAAGAACUGACAUGUUUGGGUAGAUAUCAGCAAAUUGCCGUUGUAAAUAAUGGUGCUACAAACCAGUACGUGCAUCAGUCGAAGUGUACGCAGUGUUUCGGACAUCGUUAUGCAAUGGCUGCAAUAGAUUGUGAGGGUGUUGGUAAUUAUUCAAAAGCAAUUCCACUAUCGUAUGCCGCCCAUUCAACGUCUAUUGCCUCCACAAGCUCUGUGCUGGAUAAAGUAACUAAAGUUUUCAGUAAAUCUACGACACCUAAUCAGCCGACAACUACAACUUGCUGUUAUGCUGGUGCUAACACCAAAAUUACUUUGGCUUCACCGAAUCGUUACGCUAUGUUUGUGGAUCAAAUAUCAGCGAACAAGUUGAAUUUAAUAUCUGUACGAAAAGGUGAUUUAACAGCAGAAAAGAUAAAUAGUAUUUCUGGUUUAAAUGAUCCACCGCUGCCUAUUUUCCCAUUAAAGGUGGAUGUAAUUGUCGUCUGUUCAUCAUCAAGAUAUUUAAAAGAAGCAAUACUUAAAGCAGCUGGUGACACUGUAACAGAUGAAUAUAAGAAGUUACUUGAUGCUACACAAAAUAAUGCUGCAACAAAACUUAUUUCCACGUCCCCCGGUCAACUGCCAUGUAAACGGAUUUAUUUCUUACCAUGGAAACUAGAAUCAGAUAUCACCAUUCUCCGACAAUCAAUUAUUGAAUUUGUUUCCACUGCCAUACAAAAGGCUCUUAGAGAUAAAUAUCAAAGUAUUGCAUUUCCAGCUAUUGGCUGCGGAAAAUAUAAAUGUGCUACCGAUGUAGUUGCUGAAACGAUGGUACAAGAAGCACAUAAAUCAAAUCAAAUAAGUGUACAUUUUAUUAUUCAAGUACAGCAAGAUUAUAUCUAUAAUGAAUUCCAUAAACAACUCCAACAACUCAACAUCAGCAACAAAGAUGAACAGCAACUAAUCAAUGAAAAUAAAAUUGUUACAAAUAUUGCCAAAGGAACGAUUGAAGUUAAUAAAGGUGACCUUACAAAACAAGAGGUAGGUAAAGUCCUUUCUAGGAGUGAAUAUCGCGAUGUGCCUCAUGCCAUUCUGGUUCAUAUUUUACCGAUCGAUAGAAUCGAUAAUGAUCAGAAAAAUCCUUUCGACUUGUAUGCCUUUCCUUUAGAGAUUUGA
Messenger RNA from Didymodactylos carnosus, 1281 nucleotides. The record is from the annotation of a GenBank genome assembly. Lineage: Eukaryota; Metazoa; Rotifera; Eurotatoria; Philodinida; Philodinidae.